Naumovozyma castellii is the source of this 2733-nucleotide messenger RNA. RefSeq names its product Skg3p (gene SKG3). The record is from RefSeq and is a predicted model, not a curated record. The transcript has a single exon. The coding region runs from base 1 to 2733 and encodes 910 amino acids. Lineage: Eukaryota; Fungi; Ascomycota; Saccharomycetes; Saccharomycetales; Saccharomycetaceae.
AUGAAGAGACUCUUCUCAGGUGCCAAAUCACCGACUUUCAGUGCACCUCCAAAAUUGUUUCAAAGAGAUCCAUCCAGCCCCAAAAGUAUUAAUAGUCGUCGUCUGUCAAGUACAGCAUCCAUUACAAAUUUUUUCUCAUCAAGCACAGAAUCAACUCCAAAGACUCCCUCUCGAGAAGUAUUCUUACCUCAGGAAGCAUCCAUCAAUGGAGCUGAACUAUCACCAGAAUUGGUACCCAUUGUAACUUUAUUAUCUGCUCAAACUCAUAGAAGGUAUCAUAAAGGUGUAUUCUUGAUCUUGCAAGAUUUGAAAAAUGAUGGAUCACCAGCUGAUAGAAAAUGGCAAAAAAUGUAUGGUUUGUUAUUGGGUACUCAACUAGCUCUAUGGGAUGCUCAUGAAAUUGCUGAUAAUGCAAAUAACAUCUCUAAAGAAAAUCUGAAAAAAUUAGCAUCUCAACCUACAUAUAUUAAUUUCACAGAUGCUAUAUUAAGGCCUUUAAAUUCUACCGAUGAAAUUAUUACUGAAAACAAUCAAGAUUUAACAAACGUUCUUGUCGUAUCUACCACAUUGAAAAAUAGAUAUUUCAUAAAAUUCACUGACAGGGGAUCGUUUGAUGAAUGGCAUGCAGCUAUUAGAUUAAGUCUGUUUGAAUGUAAUGCAUUACAAGAGGCGUAUACAGGAGCAUUCCUGUCAAGUAGAGGUUCCAAAUUAGGUGAUAUUCAAGUGAUCUUGGCUGAUAAUAAAUUUAAAUAUGCAGAUUGGGUAAGUGUUAGAUUUGGUGCUGGUAUGCCAUGGAAACAUUGCUAUGCAGUUAUUUCGCAAACAAGUAAUUCUAAGAAAAAUCAAUACGGUCAAAUUAGUUUUUAUGAAAGUGAUAAAAAGAUCAAUAAGAAGAAAUCCAUGGCAAAUGUGACCAUGGCUGACUCUUUAUCUGCCAUAUAUCCAUCUUCUCCCCUAUUGAUAGAUACAUCCACAAUUAUAAAACUGGAGGGGUCCAUUUCCUUCAUUAAUAAUGAUGAAGCUGAGCAUGCUUCCAUUUUCAUUAUGCCAGAGAAACAUCAGGCUGUUCCUGGUUAUGAUACAAUUAUCAGAUUUUUAAUUCCUGCCAUGAAUGCAUUUAAAUUGUAUGGUAGACCCAAGGCAUUAAUUGCAAAUAGAGAUGAUCCAAAUUCGCUACUUUUUGCUCUUCCAACUUUACCUCAUGUUCAUUAUCUCAGAGUAAUAGAUAUUUUGCCAUUCGCAAAAUCUGAGGAAAGUCUUCAAUGGACUAAUAUUGAUUGGAAAGAUAAUAUAAAGGGCUUAUUACAGGAUAAAUUAUCAAAUGGGUAUACGGGUUGCGGUUCAAACGUUAAACUACCAAAUAUGUUAUCCUCACCUACUAUUACAUCCUCUGAGUUAUUUGAAGAUUCAAGGGAACUUCCGAUUGGCCAAAUUCAAAGGCCCAUAAUGACGGGCUCAUCUUCAUCUAUAUCUACAAGUGUGGCAUUAAGUACAGAUAAGCAAGGCACGACGAGUAAUCUAUUAGCAGAUCCCUUUCAAAAUGAUUCAGUUUCGAAAUCUGCAGCUUCUAUUGCUAUGCCAAAACACCAAAGAAACAGCUCAAAAAGUAACCCGUUUUUGACGCCAACAGUGUCGGUACAAAGUCCAGAGAAAGAAUUGCCUUCAUUACCAAAGGGAAUGAUUGAAAUCCCAGACUCCAAUUUCGAUUCAUUGAAUUCUUCAUCGGGCAGAAAUUUCUCUCAGAAUUCAAAUGGUCAAUCAUCUGACUUAGGUGUUGUUUAUGAUAGAUAUACUAGUGCCCCCUUCGGAAACACUAUUGUUGAAGAAAACCAAGACAACAUUGUAUCACAAAAAAUCUACCUUGACGAAGCUUCUUCAAUGAAGAUAGCAGAAAGUCCUUAUGAGACGUAUGUUGGGAACUCAACAAGAAACAAAACAUUUCAAAUACCAAAUAUUAGAGAUUCUGUUGACACAACAAACACUGAGGAUUCAAUAGAUGUGGAAGCGUCUGUCUCAGCACUUACCAGUCCUCACGAUUACAUAGGAGAAGAAGAGGAAGAGGAUGAUAUGGGUGCUGAAUUCAGUUCCACUAUUGACGAGUUUGAUGAUUUAGCACGCAAAAUCAAUGAUAUUGAUAUUGAUAUCGGAAGUAUAACUUCUGAUAAGACUUCAAGGAGGGUGGAAGAUGAUGAGUUUCAUGAUUUGACGACAGAUUUGAAUUUGGAUGCGCCAAUCUCUGUAAAUAACAUGAUAAUGCAUAAUGGGGAUGAAGAAGACGAUAAAAAUGUCUUCGAUCCUGACUUUGUUGAGCAAAAUCAAAUGAUAGAGAAUGAAAGUCUCUAUACAAAUGAGAACCAAUAUAAUGGGUAUUCAAAUAGUGGAGACGUAACCUCUGAUAAAACAGUUCGUAAAUCUAGAAAUCCUAGUAUGCCUCAUUCUCCCUCUGAUCAUAACCUAACACAAUACACUCAAAAUGCCGGAAGAGCAGCAGGCACUCGACAACCAUACCAAAUUUCCCCAAAUAGCAUGUACCAACAGCAUGAAUACAAUAAAGGCCUUUCUCAGGUUAACCCAAGCAUGAAUGUACCUCAUAUGCAACCUAAUCGGAGACAACCUGUUCCAAAUAUCGCAAAUGACCAAUUUAAUAGGCAACAGAUUGGACUAAAUACAACAAAGGGUUUUUCACAAUAUAUGCCCUCUGGUAAUACUGCUCGUAACCCAUAUUCAGAAUAG